AAGACGUAAGAUCGUGUUUAUUGUGCGCUCUUAAAGUGGUUAAUAUGAAACUGACGGAAAUUAUAUUUUUCUAUUACUGUUAUAGAAUAAUAUAUACAGAAUCAGCUAAAAUACUAGCCGUAUUCCCAACUCAGUCAAUCAGCCACCAGGUGGUGUUCCGUCCCCUGAUGCAUGAACUAGCGGCGCGCGGCCAUGAAGUGGUUGUUAUCACUCCAGCCCCCGCGUAUCCCGCAGGAGGGGGUCCGGCGAAUUUAACUGAAAUUGAUGUUAGACAAUAUUACGGUGAUAUAGUUUUUAAUCUUUCUACUUCGGUAAAUGAAUAUGACAAUAUAAGAACCAGUAUUAGAAGAUCUAUAUCAAUUGGUGAAAAAAGAUUUCCUGGACAAUUAAAUACUCCUACAGUGCAAAAAAUUAUCCGAAAUAAAAAUACCAAGUUUGAUUUGCUCAUUGUCGAAGCAUGGUUUGCACCACUGUUAGCAUUUUCUCACAGAUUCAACGUACCUGUCAUAAGGAUUAGUUCCGUAGGAUCUUUUUUUCCCGAAUACCAUGUUAUGGAUGGUUUCGGACAUCCUCUAUUGUACCCACCGAAUUUGUGUUCCCGAUGUCCUAAUAUAGAAAAUCUUACAUUCAUUGAGAAGAUUUACGAAAUAUAUAAUUACAUAUAUAUCAGUGACUUGUUUUAUUGCUUUGAAGAAACAGAAAAUGUUAAAUUGAAAGCUGUUUUUGGUUCCGACAUGCCAUCUCUGAGUGAGCUGAGCAAAAAUGUACAUUUGCACAUGAGCAACGUACAUCGAACUUGGGAACUGAACCGUCCGGUGCCAACAAGUGUUAUUCAAGUUGGUGGAAUACAUCUCAAGUCUGAAUGCACGCUGCCAGAGGACUUGAAGAAAUAUUUGGAUUCCUCAGUGAAUGGUGUGUUGUACAUUAGCUUCGGUACCAAUAUGAAAACGUCGUGGUUACAAGCUGAAAAAUUGGAUAUUAUGAUUAAAGUUUUAUCCAGCCUGCCUCUAGAUAUAUUGUGGAAAUGGGACGAAGAUGAAUUGCCGGUACAAACUGGAAAUAUUAAAAUUUCUAAGUGGCUGCCGCAGGAAUGCCUUUUGAGACAUCCAAAAGUUAAGCUAUUCAUCACCCAGGGCGGGUUGCAGUCGACGGAGGAAGCUAUAGCGGCAGGCGUGCCACUUGUGGGCAUCCCGAUGAUUGCUGAUCAAUUUUCAAAUGUGCAGAAUUACGUUCGUCACCGCAUAGGAGUGAAGCUUAUGUGGAACGAUUUCACUGAAGAAGAAUUCAGAGACGCAAUUUAUAGUGUAUGGAAAGAUGAAAGCUACCGACAUAAUAUAAUCCGGUUUCGGGACCAGCUGCGUGACGUGCAAAUGCAGCCGCUGGCACGCGCUGUAUGGUGGACGGAGUACGUGCUAAAGUACGGGGGCGCGAUGCAUUUGCGCGCGCCCGCAGCCAACAUGCACUGGGCGCAAUACCACGAAUUGGACUUGCUCGCGCUCCUCGCUGCCUUCGUGUUCCUCGCCUGCUUUGCUGUCUACAUAGCUAUUAAAAUUCUUCUCAGACUGAUUUGGAGAAUAUGUGUAAAAAAAGUUAAUUUUAAUGAACAAAAAUUGAAAUAUUAAACGUAGUCGCCUUGUAUUUACAAAAAAUUUAAAAGUGGAAGAACUAUAAAAGUCGAUGACAUUCAGUAUUUCUGCUUGCUUAAUGAAGUGCAUGGUGUAUAAAAAAUAUAGAGAAUUAUGUAAACAUAGCCUUGAUAAUACGAGGGGAGGUCAAAAAGUUCGUGGUAUGAGGGGGAAGGGGGUCGAAAAUAAACAUGAAACUAUUUUUCCUUUUCAAUAUAUUCUCCCUUAAUCUUAAUAUAUUUUUUGGAUCUUUCAAAUAAUGAUCAAAAUCGUCGUAGUCAAAUUUUUUUCCACCCAGCUCCUUUUCCAUUUUUGGAAAUAAAUAAUAGUCGCUGGGGACCAAGUCUUUUUUACCGUUAGCAAACAAGCUAACGGCCCACCUGAUGGAAAGUGGUAACCGUCGCCUAUAGACAUGAGCAGUACCACGGACAUAACAGAGUAUACUGCUUCACCCAUGAUACCCCCUAUGCGUUGCCAUUCCUGAGGCUUUAGGUGUUAUUCCUCUGUACCCAGUAAAUUCACGCCAUAUCUCACCCUUCAAACCGAAACACAGCCAUGCAAACACAACUGCUUUACGGUUGAAACACGAAUGGGACAGAGGUACCCAAGCAAUCGACUUUUGUACAAAGUCUCCCUUUGGUGACUGGACUUUUGGACUGUAAAGUGGAUGGUGUAAUUUUCCAACCCGCAUCGGUAGAUGGCAGCCGUUGCAACAUGGCACAUGUGGACGGGAGCGUUGUUGUUCAAAAGAAGCACGCCUUUUGACAGCUUUCCUCUUCAUUUUUCCUUGAUUGCUUCUUUCAAUCUGUCCAGUAAAGAAGCGUAGUACUGACACGAUUUUUAUAAUCGAUCAGCAAAAUACCUUCUGUAUCCCAAAAAAUAGUCGUCAUGAUCUUUCCGGCCGAUUGAAACACUUUCAAUUUCUUCGUAGGAGUUGUGCUUUUUUAUGCUACUGUAUCGACCCAGGUUCAUAGUGGUGAACCCAGAUUUCAUCUCCAGUAACAAUUCGGUCCAUAACUUCUUCCCUAUUCUAUCCACAGAGCUCAAAAAGCUCUCUGGCGAGAACACUAGAUACGCUCACUUUUUUAACUGGCGUGAGCAUUCCAAGUCAUGCUAAGAUGAUGAUGUAGAAUAUUUAAACUACUUGUUUUGGAUACUCUAACCAUUGUUACAAGCUAUUUCUUCGUCAGUCGGGUAUCUGCUAAUACAAGUUUUUCUACUUUUGCGACGAUUUCCGGUGUGGUGAUCUCAAUUGGCCGUCCGGAGCGAGAGUCAUCUUUAAUAGUCUUUAAUUACUCUCUUCCUUAUUUGAAAAACCAUGCCACUUGUAAACCUUAAUUUUACUAGGGACAGAGUUCGCGUAAACUAUUAACAGCUCUUGUAAAUUCGUCUGAGCGGAUUUUCCUUGCUUCGUGAGGACUUCUUCCCGAUUCACUUGUUUGCAGGUUGAUAACAAGUGACUACCUGGACGAGUAAACCAACCUCUCCAUUCCGUGAACUUUUUGACCUCCCGUCGUACGUCCAUUGUUCAUACGUCCCGCGAUGCAGAUCCAAUUUCAAACGAAAUUCAUAUUUCUGCAGAAUCCCAGUUAAAUUUAACAAAUUAUUGUUUGACUUUGAUAUUGAUCCCGCAUGCAUUCAAGCUGCCAAUAGCAAGGUCAUUCUGGUCUCUCCUGUCAGGUCAGGGUCUCCUGGGUACCUGCUGUACUAAAUUGACUACUGUAAAAAUGUUUUUUUUUGCUUCAUAUUGUUUUUUUUUUUACCAUGAAGAUGGCAAACAAGCAUGCAGCCCGUCUGUAAACGGUCACUGUAGUCUAUGGACGCCUGCAACACUAGAGUUGUCACGUGGGCGUUGAAGAAACCUUUUUUUCUCGGUAUUUCAAUACCUCAUUGUUAUAAAUUAAGGUAUAAAACUGUUUUAGCAAAUUUAUGUCUAUAAUUAUUUUUUAUAUAAAAACCGAUUAUGUAAACUUUAUAUGGCUCAAUAUAAAUGUAAUUUGAUUAUGUGUUGAUUGAAUCAAGCUGUAUGUUUCCAAAGAAUAAAUUUAUUUAUUUAUUUUAUUUGCUAUACUGAGGGCAUCACAUGCGUGUUUUUAACUUUCACUUGACUCUGAUUUGAAACUUUGACUUGACUUCAAAAAGAAGUUGAAGAAUGUCUUUCUCCAUAUUACGCAGUGUAUGGUUACUUUCACCUGAUUUCAAAACAGGAGAAGGUUUUUAACAAAUAAUAAAUAAUAAUAAUUCUUUAAUAAAGGCAACCAGAGCCCACAAAAUUUUAACAAUAUUAA
Messenger RNA from Galleria mellonella (greater wax moth), 3913 nucleotides. RefSeq names its product UDP-glycosyltransferase UGT5-like. The coding region runs from base 45 to 1622 and encodes 525 amino acids. Gene Ontology annotation, molecular function: UDP-glycosyltransferase activity. Lineage: Eukaryota; Metazoa; Arthropoda; Insecta; Lepidoptera; Pyralidae. The transcript has 4 exons. The record is from RefSeq and is a predicted model, not a curated record.